AUGGAGGAAUUUGAGUUUUAUCACUAUUCCCCGUCAUUAACGGCGGCCAUUAUCUUCACAGUUCUUUUCGCUCUGUCGGCAGCGGCUCAUCUCUAUCAAAGCUUCCGGCUCAAAGCCUGGUUUUUUAUUGCCUUCUUCCUUGGCUGUGCAUUCGAAGUUAUCGGUUGCAUUGGGCGCAUUAUUUCCGCAAGGCAAAGUACAGAAUGGACAUUACCGCCAUUUAUGCUCCAAAGUAUCUUCCUGCUACUUGGCCCAACUUUGAUGGCUGCUUCUAUCUACAUGACGUUAGGAAGAUUCAUUACGUGUCUUGACGCCAACAUGUAUUCAUUGGUGGAUGCUGGAAUGAUCUCUAAAGGAUUUGUUAUUGCAGAUAUUAUAUCAAUCUUAGCACAAUCCACAGGAGGUGGCAUAUUAGCUGCUGAUAAGUCAUUAAAUGGACACAAGCUCGGUGAGGCCAUUAUUAUUGCGGGCCUUGCAAUUCAAAUCUACUUCUUUGCGUUCUUCAUCACCCUCCUUCAUGUUUUUUACAGUGCGGUCGUGGCCAAACCUACCAAGAAAGCUUUGUCCCUGCGUUUUUCAUGGCGACGGUAUAUCCAGGCGCUUUAUGUGGCAAGCAGUCUGAUUUUUGUUCGAUCAAUUUUUCGAAUCGCUGAGUAUGCACAGGGUUCUGAUGGAGAGCUUCAGUCGAGAGAAAUUUAUAUCUAUGUUCUUGAUAUUACCCUGAUAUUGUUAACUACGGCUAUUUUUAAUAUUUUGCAUCCUGGGCAACUGGUUUUAGCUAGCAAAGUGGAGGUUUAG
Molecule: messenger RNA, 798 nt
Organism: Colletotrichum truncatum
Lineage: Eukaryota; Fungi; Ascomycota; Sordariomycetes; Glomerellales; Glomerellaceae
Product: Protein RTA1-like protein 1
Cellular component (GO): membrane
Source: RefSeq, a predicted model, not a curated record